AUGUCGUCCUGCCUUGGGUUCCGCAAGUCAAAGUCUGACGAUACAGAGCCCUUGCUGCCAGUGUAUCGCGAUGACACGGUCCUCCAGCGUGAGCUUCACCAGAAGCUGCACUCGUAUCAGAUGGUCAGAGCUCUGGCUGAUGGAUACAUGCCCUCAAACGAACAGCUCGUUAUCAACCUCCGAUCUCUGCUCUCCUCAGAUGUUUUGAACCCUAGCGACCCAAACCUCAGUGACUCGGGAAGACGUCUGGCCAAGUUCUCGAAACAGUGGCUCAAGGAUUUCAUCGAGUUGCUCGUACACAAGAACAGCGAAGAUCAGAUCCAGGACUUCAUCUGGUCAUUGACGCAAUCCAGAGUGAAGGUUGAUGUUGAGGACCUCGCACAGAGAGCCUACAAGGCCCAAUCAAAAGCCAAGACCGCUGCUGCUUACCAAAGCUUGCAAACCGUUGGAUCCCUCCUUCUUACCAACUCCGAUUUCCGCAUCUUCCUCUCAGAUUUGAACACUGUCGGCCGUGAGGUCUUCAAGGAUGCUGCCUUCUCGUUGUCAAACGUCGCAGAAGAAGCAGGCAAGAAGAUUGAGCCAUCCCAACAAGAACAAGCCAAAUUGACCAAGCCGGGUGCCGACUCCGGACCCCCACCCUCAGGCAAGGAUCUUGGAAACGACGUUGCAGAUGUCACCAAGGUUGUAGCCAAUGGAGUUGCUCAGGUCGCUCAAGACACGGAGCAAAGCGCCGAGGAGAAGCUUUCUGGUGAUGAAGGUCAGGUCAUGAUGAACCGCUUGAAGCAGGCAGUCACGCAACUCAGAAAACGUCCUGAUUAUAACGAAUCCGUCUCGACUAUCUCGACUCUGCUCAAGCGUUAUGCUGUUGCUUACUCGCGUUCGGUCGAAGAGACUGUCGUUGCUCUUGAAGAGGAUGUUCACGAGAAUGCCGCUAUGGACAAGGCCGGAAAGAACUUCUGGUCCUUGCUCUCGUCUUUCGGUGACCCCGAGGCCUGGAAGAAGCUUGAGGAAACAUUCAAGAAGGUCGUUUCGCACUCUGAGAAGGAUCCCGACUUCGAGAACCUCAUGAACGACAUCGGAAAUUCACUCCAGACUCUUCUCACCGACCCUAACUUCUUCGACACCGCUCGUGAGAAGUUUGAUGAGCUGCGUGAAAAGUCUCGCAAAGUUGGCUCAGAGUCUGAUCUUCGUACCGAUAUCGACAACUUCCUUGGACAGCUCCAGGAGACCUUGGUCUCGGUUCUGAACGACGAAGACGUGGCCAAACUCAUGCAGCACAGUCUCAAAAUCUUCCGUAUCCUGUCGCCUCUGCACAACACUUCGAACCCAGAGCUCAUCCAUGAUGCCAUCAACAUCUUCAUUCCUUUGAUGAUUGCCGCUAUCCAAUACAUUCCCAUCCCUCGUCUGGAGAUCAGCAAUCCCGAUAUUGAUCUCUUGCUCGAAAACCUUAUCAUCGAACCUGGUAGGACGGUCAAUCACUCCUCUUUCUUGCCUUACAAGCUCCGUGUAGAGACCUACAACGACUUUGAAAUCCGCAAGGCCAGAUUCCGUACCACCUCUACCUCUUCUCACUUUGUGACUAUCAAGAUUGACGGUAUCUCUGCUCGCGCUGAGGAAGUUGGCUUCUGGAUGCGCGCCCACUCUGGUCUGUUCAGACUGGCGGACGAGGGUAUCACAUCGUUCGCUCUCGACGAGAAGGGUCUGGACAUUCACCUUGACGUGGAGAUUGCCAAGGACAGAAUGGAGUCGAUGCUCAGUCUCAAGGCUGUUCGUGUCAAUGUUCACAAGCUCGACUACACCUUGCGCAAGAGCAAGUUCUCCUGGCUCGCGUGGCUCGUCAAGCCUAUCCUCCGCCCUAUCGUGCGAAAGGUCAUGGAGAAGCAGAUCGCUACUGCUAUCGCAGACGCUCUGCACACAGCCAACCGCGAACUGCUCUACGCACGCGAGCGCCUGCGUGCCACUCGUAUUGCCGAUCCCAACGACCUCGUCACCUUCUUCAAGGCUAUCGCUGCACGCCUGCAACCCGAGGAGGACCCAGACCUCUACACUCGCGUUGGUGUUGCUCAGCCUGGCAAGGGAGUCUUCAAGGGCAAGUACGCACCCGGAAGUGUCGUCAAGCUUUGGAACGAAGAGGCCGCCCAUGCCGAGGAGAGAAUCGAGGAUGGAUCCGAAGUCAGGGGUUGGAGAAACGAUGUCUUCAGCUUGUUGGCUGUUUAG
This is a messenger RNA of Aureobasidium namibiae CBS 147.97, 2217 nucleotides long. RefSeq lists its product as uncharacterized. The record is from RefSeq and is a predicted model, not a curated record. NCBI's taxonomy places the organism in Eukaryota, Fungi, Ascomycota, Dothideomycetes, Dothideales, Saccotheciaceae. The transcript is spliced from 2 exons. The coding region runs from base 1 to 2217 and encodes 738 amino acids. Gene Ontology annotation, molecular function: lipid binding.